CUGCUUUGACUUGCCCAGCCUACACGUCAAAUCAGUUUGAAUUUUUUGGCGGUAAAGUACGGAGGCAUGAUGCCGCGCUUUGGAGUUACAUGUUAUUAUGUUACUACUGUUCUUAUUUUCGGAGUCUUUGACAAAGCUCUAACAGCAGUGAUCCAAACACAGCAGACUGUGCUGGCAGGAAUGAGAGAAGAUGCCGAAGUCAGCUGUCAGCUCUUGGAGCCUAAAGACGUCGUUCAGGUCACAUGGCAGAAAACUUCAAAUAAUGUGGAGACAAAUGUUGCCACCUACAGCAAGGACUUUGGUCAGAGAGUGAAUGACGGCUUUACAGAUAAAUUUGAGUUUAAACAUACUGGACUACAGAACUGCUCCAUAGUCAUCAAGAAUUUGACGGAGGAGGAUGAAGGCUGCUAUCGCUGUCUGUUUAACACUUAUCCUGAAGGAGCCUUUAUCGGUAGAACCUGCCUCCAACUCUAUGAGCUGCAUGAACCUGUUGUUGAUGUCAGACAGUCAAACUCUACUGAAGAGUGGGUUGUUUCCUGUUCAGCCACUGGUCGACCUGCUCCCACUGUAACACUCAGUGUCUCACAACAAGACCUCAACUUCUCACAGUACAACACUGUCAGUGUGUCCAACACCAACGCUACAUUCACUGUCACCACUACAGCUGUGCUCUCAGGUUCACGUAACAACAGCACACAGGUGGGAUGUGCAGCACGAGUGCUCUCUGCUCCUCACAGAGAGGUGAUGGUGAUGAUUCCUGAUGAUGAUGAUGAUCUUGAUGAGAAAUCAGGAUCUAAUCCCAGGAAUUUAGGAAUCAGGAUUUCAGUGACUUUAUCCUCUGUGGUGUUGGUGCUCGGUGUUGCUGUUCUCAUCUUUGUCUGGCUUAGAAAGAAAUCUCAGAACAGUCUUUCACACAUGGCGAUUCAGUUGAAUGAAACACCUGAAACUGCAAACAGAGACACUGAGGAGACUGAUACACAAGAGUACAGGGAAGUCAGACAAGAGACUCCUGAGCGAACUCAACAAAAUUAUAACCAAGUGUUGCCAUCAGCACCAGCAAGAAGACUCAUUUUUGAUGAAAACUGAAACAAAGAGUUCAAUGACAGAAAGUAUCCCACAAGAUGGUGUAUAAGAAUUUCUUUUAUUUAUGUAUUAUUCACAUUAAUUAAUUGUAUACUGCCUUAGUGCCACUGGACUUUAGCAUGUUUCACAUUCAUGCAGUUAGACAGAUGGUGGGGGUCUGGUAAGGAAGUUGGGGGGAAGCAGACCACUCCACAGGAAAAGUCUUUUGUCUCUUAGGCUACGUCCACACUAAUGCGUUUUAGUUUGAAAAUUCAUCGUUUUUCUCGGUUUGGCCUCGCGUCCACACUGAGACUUUUGAAAACUCUCUCGAAAACGCAGAAUAUCUAAAACGAAGGACGCAUUUUAGUCAUGUGAUGCAGUCAUGUGACCAAUUAAACAAAGAUAGCAGAGUGCAUUAUACAGCAGUUGUUUUGAUUGCUCUCAAUUUUGACAGCCCUUAAAAAAGAUUCAUAUCAGUUUGUACAUGCUCCAGAUAGCUUUUCUUCAAAUUCUUAAUUAUCACUAGCUUUUACGCAUGCGCAGUGCUGGAACAUAAGCGUUUUCGGCUGUUUCAAUGUGGACGCACAACUCUGUGAAACGACUGAAAACGCUAGUGUGAUGAAAACGCCUUUUUCAAAUCUAUCCAGGCUAGUGUGGACGUAGCCUCAGAGAGACUCUGCUGACCGUCUCUCCACCAAGCUUAGUUUUCUGUUCUUUGUUUUGAUUAAAGAAUGUUAGCUACCGCUCACCGCUUGUCUGCAGGCUUUAUUUAAUGGAAAACUUCCACAACAACGGUAACAACAAAGUUCAAUCCUGAAGAAAAACGAAGGACUACACCAAAAGAAAUCAUCGUACUGGGGCUUAAUUAACUUUCUGUUUACCAUAAUGAAUUUUUUACACAACUGUACAGUGUCUGUGUAAUUAUGUAACAUACUGUAAAUAUGAAAAAUAUGUCUGUUUGUUUUCACUGUGCAUAUUUUCAUGUUGUUGUUCUGUUUAGUGUUCUAGGUUAGAGAAGUAAUCAAAUAUGUAAAAAUACAUAUAGCCUACUGUAUAUUUUUGUUUUGUUUUGGGCCAUCAUGUUACUUUAAAUAAAAAAAAUUGGGCGACAGUGUUGAUUUAUUUAAGUGUGUGAUUUAUUGAUUUAUUUUGGAAUCAUUAAAUAUAUAUCUAUAUUUAUUUAUUAUAAAUGUUUGGCACCUCUCUCUAAAAGGGAAUGCCAUAUUUUAAAAGGAAUUAUGCGUGUAACUGUAGAAAGAUAACAAAACAAAGGAUUGUGAAACAGUAGAAUAAAUAUAUAUGUGUUCAGCUUCAAUAUGU
Molecule: messenger RNA, 2382 nt
Organism: Oreochromis niloticus (Nile tilapia)
Lineage: Eukaryota; Metazoa; Chordata; Actinopteri; Cichliformes; Cichlidae
Product: OX-2 membrane glycoprotein-like
Exons: 7
Coding region: 67-1086 (339 amino acids)
Biological process (GO): negative regulation of neuroinflammatory response; heterotypic cell-cell adhesion
Cellular component (GO): neuronal cell body; axon; cell surface
Molecular function (GO): cell-cell adhesion mediator activity
Source: RefSeq, a predicted model, not a curated record